UGGCGCACUUUAGCCCGGUGCUCUUGCGCACUGAACGUUAUCAGCUUCAAAAAUUUAAUUUUUUUAAUCAAAGUCACACAAAAAAAAGUAUAUUUUAGUGUUAUAUUAGUGUCGUACUUCGUAAUAUUGUUAUAUAAAUAACCCUCGGGCCCAUUGUUGUUGUGGAUGUUUCUAGCAACUGCAAUAUUAAAAUAGAAUCUUUUAUUAGACUGCUUUGACCCCGAUUGUGAUUUAGCAGUUUCUGGAUGCGACUGUCCAAAAUGGAGCAGUUACAAACAGUUUGUGGUUAUGAAUGAAAAAGAAGUAACUACUCAAGUUACCAUAUCAUUGAAAGUACCAACCAUAAAAACUGAAUCAGGAACACAAACAAUCACUGGUGAAAAGGAACCUGCAAAAAGAAAAGAAGACACAAUGGACGAAACGAUGGAAAGACCGGCUACGUCUAUACGUAAACGUAGAAACAUUUCCAAAAAUAGGGGUCAAAAUGCGAGGCAAAGAGAAAAAACACCAGAACCCAGUAGAGCAUCUAUUCCUCACGAGGAUACGCCGACUUCAGAUGAUGAGGAUCUUGGGCCGAACAGAACAUCACGAGAAAUUGAAGCUGAUAAUACAUAUGAGGAAAUGAAACGUUUAGUACAAGAAAGGGCUAAUGAAAAAGACCCUGUGUAUGAUUUAGACACAGAUGAAAUUCUCGAAGCUAGAGCAAUGGAAGCUAAUGAAAGGAGAAGAAGAAGUAUCUCUCCCUUUGCUUUACCAGAUAAAGAAGAAGGCACUCACUUACAACGGAAAGGCAGUUUUAUAGAUCCUACAAACAAAUUGUUGAGUACAAAUUAUAUAGUUAGCCCAAAAGAUGAAGACUCGAAACGAAGAAACUCACUAACACUAGCGUCUACUGAGCCCAUAAAAUCUUCCAGAAAUUCUUUAUCACCACCAGGCACUGCUGGCACUUCACCAAAAGAGACAGAAUUCCCAUCUUCGUUACCAUCAACACCAAAAAAAUUAGAAGAAAUGGUUUACCCAGAUGAAAAAACAGAAGAAAAACCUAUUGACAAACAAAAAUUACCGAAACAUAAAAAUAAAGAAGAAGAAAACGCUAAUAUAGAAAAGGAAGAAAAACAAAUUAAAAAACCUUCACCCGUUAAAGGAGCUGACAUUCAGACACCUACUUCUGGCGAGUUAGUAACCAGAGUCAUACAAGUAGAAAGAACUCCGAGUAAAAAGUUAAAUCAAGACCAAAAACCGGUUGUUGAGGUUCGAGAACGAGUUGUAAGAACGCCGAGUAAGAAAUUGUCCGCAGAAGCAAAACCGAUCAUUAAUAAACAAAUACAGAGUAAACAACAGGAGCCCCAGAGCAAGGUUCCUCCAGUAAAGCCAGCUCGAAGUAAAUCAGCAUCACGAUUUGCGAGUAAAACGAGUGAGAGUGAAAUGAGUGAGGAUCAAAUGUAUCAACAGAGUGUGAAUGCAAGUGGUGCGAGGCGUAAAGUCGUACCAACACCACGCCGUUUUAUAAAACACAAGUCUCCUAGAGCGAACCGCUCACACUCAGUAAAUAGAAUUGAAGAUGUAUUAGUCGAUAAAACCGGCACAGGAAUGAGUCAGACUAGUCUAGAAAUAAUUGAACUAAUGCAAAAAGCUAGAGCCAGAAGCUUGUCAAUACCAAAAGAAGACCCACGAAUACCACCCGAUUACAAAAAGUACAGCAGAACUUUGCAAACUCCUAACAAAACACCUGUUAAUUUAAGGAGCACACGAGGUAUAUCAUGUCCUAAAACGAUCCAGAUUAUAAGCGAUCGUGAGAUUUUAUCAGGCUUGGCAAGCAAAAAAGUAGAGGUUGGACAUAAGAAGCACAGCCGACAGAGUUCAGGCUAUGUUGAUGCUAGCCAGUCCGAAUAUACAUCUAGUUGUUAUUCGUCUUCACCCAGUGAAAAUGAAUAUGAGUUUGAUCUUUUAGAAAGGUCUGCUGAAUUAACUCGCAAACUUAACCUCUUAAGUCAAAGAGAAGAUAAGUUUGAUGCAAAAGCUAAUAUUAUUCUGCAUCAGGGCACUUUUGGUGAUGAUUAUAAAGACUCUAAAUCUGUUUUACGUAAACGCUCUAUUCUAGAAGCCAAAAAAGAUUCGAACAUUUCGUCUAAGAAAGAAGACACUAAAAAACCUAAAAUAGAGAAGGACGAUAAAAAUGUAAAACCUAAAUUAUCGAGAUUUAAAUUUAUAGCUAAUUGGCAACAGUUCAAAUAUGAGUAUCGUAACGAUUGGGAGAAAUUAAAAAUACUAAGAAACAAGUGUAUAUGUGAUAUGUUAAUAUUGAUUAUUAUGUGUGGUUCAGGAGGGAUGAUGUUCAAAUCUUUGGAAGGUUCAUUUGAAAAUGCCUAUAAGUGCAGUGCUAGGAAUGUUAAACGCGAUUUCAUUGAGAGUCUCUGGCGUGGGAGUCAUUAUCUUAGAGAAGAUGAUUGGAAGUCAAUGGCUAGAAAGAAACUUUUCGAAUUUGAAGAUCAAUUGCAUACCGCGCACGAGGCUGGGGUCACUUCAUAUAGUGGACAACGAUCAUGGAAUUUCAUGAAUUCAUUCGUGUACUGUUUGACUUUAAUCACCACAAUUGGUUAUGGUCAUAUAGCUCCUAAAACAACCUAUGGACGAGUUGCAACAAUUGUCUACGCCAUUAUUGGAAUACCGCUGUUCCUUAUAGUCUUGGCCGACUUUGGAAAACUAUUCACAAGGAUUAUAAAGUUCUUUUGGGCAUUUAUACGCCGUUUCUACUAUACGAGAAGCUGCAGAAGAGUCAGAAGAACAGCACCAGUACAGGAAGUAAUGAAAGGGCUGAAUAUAGUCUACGAUGUUGUACGUCGGCCGUCUCAAAUAUUUUCUGAAGAGGAUAUAGAGACUCUGCCAGAUGGCGCUGCGCCGCCUAAGGUAGAGAGGAAACCGAGUGAUGUCCCGCCACCCUUACCCCCAAAGCCUGGACAACAAAAGCAAUCAGAAAUCGACGGAGAUCCAGACACGCCUGCCCCGUCAGUAUUUGAAAUUGACGAUGAAUUCAACUUGCCAAUUUCCGUAGCAAUUUUCAUACUAGUCGUAUAUAUAAUUAUCGGAGCUGUAGGUUAUAGCAUUUGGGAGACUUGGAAUUUCUUUGAAUCAUUUUACUUUGUCUUCGUCUCAAUGUCAACGAUUGGUUUAGGAGAUUUAGUGCCAGAUCACCCAAUGUUCAUGAUGGCUUCCAUAUUGUAUCUUGUAUUCGGUUUAGCUUUGACUUCCAUGUGUAUUAAUGUGGUACAGGUGAAAUUAUCUGAUACAUUUAAGCAAGCUAGUGCCAAAUUAGGAGCGACGAUCGGACUUAAAGUUGCUGAAGAAGAUGGUAGCCUGGUACCUAUAACGCCACCACCUAUAGAAAUAGCACCUGUACAUAAAGGAAAAAGUGAAAUUACUGAAGUUAAAACAGUAGACAGCACGGACGAUGCCAAAAACAGAUAAUCAUAAUAGGUACAUAAAUAUAAUUGAAUCUAAUUUAGUUUCGUAAGUGAUAGUGCUAUAACAGAGUUUAUAAUAUAUACACUUUAUUUAUGAUGAUUUUUCUGUGUGUAAAUAAACGUUUUACAAUUUUC
Zerene cesonia (dogface butterfly) is the source of this 3596-nucleotide messenger RNA. RefSeq lists its product as uncharacterized. Gene Ontology annotation, molecular function: potassium ion leak channel activity. Gene Ontology annotation, cellular component: membrane. Lineage: Eukaryota; Metazoa; Arthropoda; Insecta; Lepidoptera; Pieridae. Bases 289 to 3465 code for a protein of 1058 amino acids. The transcript has 5 exons. Gene Ontology annotation, biological process: potassium ion transmembrane transport; stabilization of membrane potential. The record is from RefSeq and is a predicted model, not a curated record.